AAUGUUUUUCGGUAAUGUGUCGGGGCACAUCACCAUUGAAUAUGCCGAGAUGAAAAAGCAGACUUAUAGAACCGUUCGGAAAACAUAAGUUCUUUGAUUUGACUUAUAUUAAAUACCACCAACUUAAACAAAAUAUCUAAAUUGAUAAAUCUAGUGUACAAUUCGCUGGACAAAUUCCGAUGGUAAAAAUAUUCAAGCCCAAAUACAAAGGGGCGACGUGAAGUAACGGGGACCAAAGUUAUGGCUUCUGGUACAUCAUCUCUAGAUAGUGCUGGAAGUAGCGAUGGAGUCUUUAAUAUUGAACGGGAUAGUGGAGGCUACGGCAGUGUUGGAAGUCCAGUGGGAGGUCCUGAAUGUCGUAGCGAUUACGACGGAUUGCAGGCACAAUGUGAUCAAGCUAUGCACGAACUCCAGUUCCUUAGACAUAAGCACUCAGAUACAGUUAGACGGAAUGAACAUACUAUGAAAGAGUUGGAAUAUUAUCGAGGACAACAUAUUGCAGCAAUGAAUCAGCUGGAAGCAACGUCACAAGAAACUUCAGCUCUUCGGGGUAAAUAUAGUGACCUUAUCAAUGACAAACAGCGGCUUGAUCGUGAAGUUCAAGCACUGCAGAAGGAAGUCACUGAAUUGAGAUGCCAGAAUCAAGAAUGCCUUGUUGUAGAUUCGGGAAACAGUGAUGCUAUUAAUCAGCACUAUUUAUCGGUAUUGAGAAAGUAUGAAGCUCUUAAAGAUGAAUAUGAUGCUUUAAGAAAGCGACAUGAUGAUCUUUUAUCAGCACAUUCUUCUCUUAAAAAUAAGUUGGAGUUAAUUGAAAAAGAAGCAGCGAGGUGGAAAAAAGACCAUGAUGAUGUUAUUCAAGAACGUAAUAAUGCAUUUAGAGAAAGAAAUGGAUUGAAACAACAAUGUACAGCCGCAAUAAGACAAUGGGAUAUUGCCCUGCGUGAAAGAAAUGAAUACCGCGAAGCAUUGGCAAAGCUUCAACAGCAACAUGAAGAAGCGGUUAAGGAAGUUAAUCAAGGGAUGGUCCUUCGCAUAAAAGCUAGUAAAGAUUUAAAACGUCUAACUGAAGAAAGAAAUUCAACUUUACAAGAGUAUAGGUUAAUAAUGGGCGAACGGGACACUGUUCAUAAAGAGAUGGAAAAGCUUGGGGAUGAUUUGACAAAAGCUUAUGAAAAAAUAGCAAAAUUAGAAAAUCAAAAUAAACAACAUGUUGAUGAGAAAAAAACACUUUCAUUUCAAAUCGAGACAUUAAGACAAGAGAUAUCAUCGGCUCUGUUCGACCGUGAUAAAUAUUUACAACAAUGUGAAGACUUAAAACAUAAAUUUGGUGAUUAUUCAGAAGACUCGAGUAGAGAUUACAACAAUAGAUUAGAACUUCAUUCUCAUAAUCGUGAACGAGAUAAUUCAAAUAAAGAAAUUGAGAGAGAGACUAGUACUCGAAACUACGCCAAACGUGAGAAAGAACAAAUGGACAAUUUAGAUCAAGCCAAUUUAGAGCUAGAUAAAUUAAGAAAAUCUGUGGAUACUUUGCAAGCUGAAUUAGAGGAAGCAUUACAAGAAGCCGAGGUAUCAAAACGACGACGUGAUUGGGCAUUUAGUGAAAGAGAUAAAAUAGUAUUAGAACGGGAGAGUAUGCGAACUACGUGCGAAACAUUAAGAGCAGAAAGAGAUCAGGCUGUUACCGCACUCGCUAGAGCUCUUCGUGAUUCAGAUGAUAUUAAAAAACAGCGAAAUGAAGCAUCUAGAGAGCUGAAAGACUUGAAAGAAAAAAUAGAAAAUGGUGAUCAUUCGUUACGAUCAAGUCAAUAUCAUGAUGAUGAUGGUAUGGCUGAGUGGGAUAUUCUUUCAAUUCCCAUCGAUUUUGGUAGAGUUUGUCAGGAUGAAAGAGAUCUAGGUUUUGUUCUUGCUGGUGGUCGCGAAGAUCCAAACUAUCCUAAUGAUACUGGUGUUUAUGUAGCUAAAGUAACUAACGGAAGUGUUGUAGAUGGAAAAUUGAAAGUUGAUGAUUGUAUUAUUCGUGUUAAUAAUGUUGAUUGUUCUACUGAAUCGACGAGAAGAAUUUUAGAAAAUUUGCGUGAUUUUGCAGUAGAAUCAUCGGUGACAUUAACCGUUCGAAGAAGAAGAACUACUCGACGAUCAUUGAGAACAAUUCAAUUACCAAUUGGUUCUGUACCGCAUGGUAUAUCUUUAGAGCUUGGAAUUUACAUUGCUAAAAUUUCACCAGGUAGCUUGGCUGCUACAGAUGGAAAUUUAGCUGCUGGAGAUAGAGUUUUAAAUAUUAAUAGUAAACCAAUGGAGGGUGUAACUUCAACUCACGAGGCUAUGUCUAUUUUAAAUGACACUUCCGUUGAUGUAUUGACGAUUACAACCUUGAAGGGAAUAGCCUUGUCAUCAAUACUGAGUACUGAUACUAUUGAUAGUAGUUUUGGUUCUGAUAAACAAAAAAUGGUAAAUAGUUGUUCACAAACAGAACAAGAGAGAAUGAUGUUAAAGGCAACAUCAGAUGAUUAUGAAAGACGUUAUAUUGCGUCCAAUUUUGGUGAUAGAAGUAUCUAUAAAGUAUCAAAAUCAGUUAGUAGUGAAAAAUCCAGCGGAAUAAGCAAUGCUUGGGGAAAUUUCCGUGAAAAAAUAGAUAUUGUCACCGGUAGAAGACACAGUAAAGAUAGAGAUGAUAAAAAAAAGCGUCAUAGAAAUUCAAGUCCAAAUACAUUUGAACAAGAACAAGAUGCCAUUGCUGAACUCGAUUCUGUCAUUGAGAGCUAUCAUAAAAAAACAAAUAAUGGAGUAUUUAAAAGAAGUAAACGAAGAGGCACUGAGAAAAUUGAGAAGAUUGAGAAAAAUGGAGGUACAUGGCCAAAAGCUCGUGGUGGACCUUUAAUCCAAAAUGGUACUGGAACGAUUCUUCAACCUCGAAAAACAAAAGAACGACUUCCAUUGAGUGUACUUUUAAAUCAUCCACCCAAAUACGAAAGCUUCAAUUACAACCGUACUUUCAACCCGGUUCCGCUCUCAACGUUUUCAAACGUAAGCAAUCGUCAUACAGUAUAUAAAGCCGUAGAAUACCCAAUUUCAAAUUUAAGUAAAUCUGGUCAACUUUUUGGUCAGAAAUCAUUUUCUCCUGCUGUUCAGUUUAAGGAUAUGUCACUGGACAGCAAGAAGCCUUCGACGGAGUUCGAGACUACGGAGAGUCGGCUAAGCUCAUCUCAUGCACCUUCAGAGACAAGUAUGGACUUUUCAGUAAAAUCAACAGGUCGAGAGCCAGAUUAUGGUCACGCAAAACGACGUACCCAAAAGCCGUAUACUUCAGGUAGUCAUGAAAAUCAGUCAGACGCUCUACAGCACAAUCGCGUUCAUUCUCAACUGUACCCCCUGGUGACGACUUCAGGAUCUUCCUCAAGUGUGCCAAGACAACAGCUUGCUGGUAAUUUUUCGUUUCCCCCAUACGCGCACUCACAUCCACAUCCACACCAACAAAACUCUUUGCCGUCUCGUUACCCCUCGCCACCGUCCUUGCCUUCCGCACAGUCUGGAGAGUUCAUUGGACUUCCAGAUGUACGAUCUUUUUGUUUUGAGCCCCCUUAUAGUCCUGGACAACCAGGAUUUGGUCAUUUACAUACACCAUCUGUAGACUUGCACUAUCACAAAUCUCGAGGGCAUCCUGCAGGUAUCGCAUAUGAUUUACCUGGAUACACUCAUGGUUAUGAAGGAGGGACUUUUCCGAGGAAAAAAGAAAAUCAGAGGUUUAGAAUACCAUCAAAUCCUAGUGUUACAUCUAAAAGUAGCGUUGGAAAACUAUCCACGGGUAGUAUUGAAAGAACAUCCGAACGAGGUAGUCCUAUGCCAACAUUUCAUGUUGAAGUUUUGAGUCCUGGUAUUGGAGGUACUAACGGAGGAGGAGCUGUACGGGGAAAUUCUAAUGUAAAACGAGCUAGUAUGCCCGAUUAUUUUACCCAACCACGACCAGCACCAGGAGAACUUCGAAGAGUCCAUAUUGAUAAAUCUGUUGAACCUCUUGGAAUUCAAAUCUCGUGUUUAGACAGUGGUGGUGUCUUUGUUUCCACCGUUAAUGAACACAGUUUAGCUUCACAAGUUGGAUUACAAAUUGGAGAUCAACUUCUUGAGGUUUGUGGUAUCAACAUGAGAAGCGCUACUUACGAAUUAGCUGCACAUGUACUCAGACAGUGUGGUAAUUCUAUCACGAUGUUGGUCCAGUACAGUCCAGAUAAAUACAAUGAGCUUGAAGGUUCAGGUACUUCAAGUUCUUCUGAGGCAGGUGGAGAGGAAGGUGCUAGUCGAAGUGGAUCACCAACUCCUUGCAACAGUCCUGAAGCACCUCGAAAAACAACUUUAGAGACUCUUGAACCAAAUAAACUUGAACGAGAAAAAAUAAACACUUUAAUGCCACCAUCACGAGAGCGAGAAGUUCGAAGUUCAGCUUCAAUGGAAGUUCGUGGAACUCAAGAGCGUGAAAGAGAAAUUCGACAAUCAGCAUCAUUAGAUAUUAAUAUAAGAAAACCUGAGCUGCGUAAUUCAGCAACAAUUGAUUCUUUACGGAGCGCUGGUAAUACUUUAACUCGAAGUCAAAUAAAUCAAGCGGUAACAACACUGCAACGGCAAAAUGCUACAGUAAGAAGUCCAACACAAGAAGAACAAAAUCAAAAAAGUCCACCAACUAUUGAACCUCGAUAUUUAUUUAUAGAAACACGUAAAUGUUCAAAUCUUGGAAUUUCUUUGGUUGGUGGUAAUGGUGUUGGUAUUUUUGUUCAUUCAGUACAACCAGGUUGUCUCGCUGAAGAUGCUGGACUAAGAACCGGUGAUAGAAUUUUAGAAUACAAUGGUGUUGAUUUACGACAAGCAACUGCAGAACAAGCAGCACUUGAAUUGGCACGGCCAGCUGAUAAAGUCACUCUCGUUGCUCAGUUUAUGCCGGAAAGGUACAACGAAGUUAAAGACAAACCCGGUGAUAGUUUCUAUGUCAAAGCAAUGUUUGAUCGAGUAGGUGAAGUUGGUGACAGUUUACAAUUACGAUUUAAAAAAGAUGAUAUUCUAUAUGUUGAUAAUACAAUGUUUAACGGAACUCCAGGACAUUGGAGAGCUUGGCUUGUCGAUAAAGCUGGUAGAAGACAACAAUGUGGUAUUAUACCGAGUAAAUUUAAAAUUGAAGAAGAAUUAUUGUUAAGACGAUCACUGGGUGACUUAGAAACUGAUACAGGAAGGCGGGGUACUACCAGUGCAAGAAGAAGUUUCUUUAGACGGAAAAAGCAUCACAGAUCGUCAAGUAGAGAUAGUAAAGAACUUUCACAGCUUACUGGAGUUAACCUUGGAUGGUACAGUGACAGUGGAACUUUGAAUGAAGAAAAUGUACCAGCUAGUUAUCAACGUGUUGAGAGAUUAGAUUAUCCAACAUUGCGACCGGUAUUGAUUAUUGGUCCAUUAAAUGAAUGUGUAACAACAAAAUUACUUCAAGAAUUUCCUGGAGAGUUUAUUCGAUGCAUACCAGAAGCAAUGCAUUGUUCACAAGCAACUCUUGAACAAGGAAUACGAGAUUUUCAAUAUGUUGAUUACAGAAAAAAAGGAAGUUAUUUUGAAUGUACAACUGUAGAUGCUGUGAAAGAAAUAUGUGUUAAAAAAUCCCAUUGUAUUUUGGACAUAUCUGUUGCCUCAAUAGAACGUCUUCAUAGGCAUCAAAUUUAUCCAAUAGUUUUGUUAAUAAAGUUCAAGAGUACGAAACAAAUAAAAGAAGUUAAAGAUUCGAGAUAUCCUAGUGAUAAAGUAAGCGCCAAAGCAGCAAAGGAAAUGUAUGAACAUGCACUCAAAUUAGAGGCUGAAUAUCGUCAUUACAUUUCUACUGUUAUCUCUGCUGGUGUAAAUAUAGCAUACAUAUGUACGCAAGUGAAAGCCGCUGUUGAUGAAGAGCAAAGUAAAGCACUUUGGGUACCUCGUGGACAAACUUGACAUCAAAGGGGCCCCCACAAACCACAGUGGAAGUCAAUCUAAAUCCACCAGGGGGCCCCCUAUGCCUGACACAUAUCAUUCAAGAGAAACAAUCACAUUUUUUUCAAUAUGUCAACUAACUCAAUGUUAUCGUUUCUCAUAUUAUUUAUUCACGGUUUCUUCUCAGUUUUGAAGCUAACCAUACCUGAUUUUUAUUACUUAAUAUUAUGGAAUUUAUUUUUUUGAUUUUAUUGUACCAUGUUUUAUAAUUUGUUAUAUCAAGUCCAAUAUAUUUACAGUUUUGUUGGAGAUAACUUAGUUAGUAGAAUGAUAUUUAAUAUAGUAUUGAAAUGACUGCCAGUUAUAAUUAACUUUAUUAUUAUUAUUAUUUCAUUAUUAAUUUACAUUCAAUUCGAACAUGAAUAGCGAAGAGUAAAGGUUAAUUACAUAUGGAAUCAUUGAAACAUAAGGUCCGGUUUUGAAUAUUUUUUUUCAUUGGUAGGUUGUACAUUUUAUGAAAUAAUUAUAUUAUUAUUAUUAAUAUUUCUACUUAUAUUAAGCAUAUGCUGAUUCUUGUUUUUUGAGUCUAGAAAAUUCUAGAAACUUGAAAAUUUUUUGGGGUAUUUUUUGAAAAUGAUUUCUGAUGAACAUACAACUCAAACUAUAUCAUAAACAAUAUAUUUAACACAAUAAUUAUUAUUAUUUCUAAUUUUAUUAAAAUGAAUAUAAUUAAUGGAAUUGAUAUAAAAAAAAACUCGCGUAUAUUAUUCGUGAAAUUGACUAAGAGAAUUGUAAAUAACUUAACUCUUUUUAUAAAUAAUACUUUCUUGAAAAACGUCUCAAGUUAAAAAAAGUUUAAGAAUUUUCGUUACGAAUUCGAAUAAAAAAAAAUGUUUAGAAAUUUAAAAUAUUUUAACGUGGGAUCAACGUAAACAGGGUUAUUACUGAAUUAUAAUUAUAUAAGGUAGUAUGUCAUAUGAAAUAAAUUGUUUUACGCACUUUUAGUAACUAAUGCAAAUGGAAUUAUAUUUUGAAUGAAUCGACUCUCUGUUGUCAUUCAUAUUUAUUGUUACACUAUCAAUAAUAAGAGUCAUUCAUUUUUUUAAAUACGUUUUAUCAUAUUCUCUAUUUUUUGAAAAAAAAUUUUUUUUAAGACAACAAAAUUUUACAAAUCGAUUAUAAAAAUAUUUUAUCAUCCUAUAAAAUAUAUAUUUUUUUUUAAUUUUUUAAUCUAGGCGACAAUAUUUAAUGUAGGUUAAUUAAUUAAGACUAAAAAUUUUAAAAAUACAUGUACGAUUAUCCAGUGAUUUCAAAGAAUUAGUGCAAUUGUAACAUAUCAAUACAAAAAUUGUCGGCAGUAUUGAAAUUACUGUGUAAAAUUACAAUUAAAAAUCAAAUGUAUUCUUUACAAACUUUAUCGUUAUCGACUUAUAAUAGUGUAAUCAUUAACUUUAUUUCUAUAUAAAAUUAAACUUAAAGCAAAGUUGUUCAAUUAAAACAGGAUAAAGGUGAUACCGUUGAUGUUCUUAAUCACAAUUACUGUGAUACCUAUUAAAAGUUUUUACAAUAUUGCCAUAGAAUUCCAUUAAGCUUCCUCGAAUAUUAAUAUAUUUAUUAACUAUCAACUGAGAUGCAAUAAUUGUUAUCGCUGUUAGCGAUUUUUGGCAAUACUACGACGUAUGAUAUAUAAUAAUUCAUAAAUACCUAAUAUACAGAUAUAUUAUGAACCGUGAUCUUUACUUCAAUGAUUUUGGAAAUUUUCGAAGGAUUAUGCACCCUCUAAAUGUCUUUUGAAUGUGUACAAAAACGAAUUUCUGUAAUACCUAAAAUCUUAAUCCAACAAUCAUAACGCCGUAAAAAAAUUGUUUUCCUGCUUUAUUUUUUUUAUGUUUUCUUUUCAAUAUUCGAUUCGUUGAAAUAUAUAAUAUCAACGAAAACCAUGCAAAUUUUCACACCAUAUUAUUACUAUUUUUGUUCGAGUGAUAAAAAAAUUUUUAUUUAUUUUCUAUUAAAACUUUUGCAAAUUAAAAUUUAUUAAACGUUUUUUUUUUUUUUUAUUUUUUUUAAAUGACACGAUAAAAUUUAUUUAAAAAUAUGAUUGUUCAUAAUGUUUUUCAUACACGGAUAUUUUUUUGUAUUAAUGUUGAUUUCUUUAGGUAUAUGACAAUAACUUCCAAAAUCAUUGACGUGAAGUCCAACUUAAUGCAUAUGAAUUUAUAUAUGUAUACAUAAAAUAUGCACUUUAGAUACUACAUAUAAGCACUUUUAAAUGAUAAUGUUGCUUAACAUUAUCAGCUGUAGCAGAAAGAAAUUACUUUUAUCUUGAUCAAUUGAAUUUAAUAUAUAAUACAAUUCUAAGAUUAUAAAUAUAUACGUAUAACUAAAAUUUUUUAGCAAUUUUACAAUGUGACAAUUGUCAAGAUACUUACAAAAUUUAAUACUAAUAAUUCUUAUUGUUGUCACUAAACUAUUAUUCACUCCAUUUUCAUAUAACUGUGGUUUUUUACUUGAUUUACAACAAAUUAACAAAUUAAUUUAAUAAUGACAAUCGCACACUAUUAUUAAAUGCACUGAAACUAGUAACAAAAUUUUUAAUAAAAACAAAUAUUUUUUCUUCGAUUUAGUAAAAUUAUAAAAUUGUCUAUUUUUAUGAAUAACAGUUAUGGAAAAAUUCGUCCAAAAAAUUAUAGUUUUUGGUGAAUUUUAAAUCAUUAAUGGUACUUAUCAUUGAGAUUGUAUUUAAAAGAAACUCUUUUAAUAAAAAAUCGGUUUUACAAUAAACGUACCAGGUGUGUUAACAGUGAAAUUUGUAGUCACAUCUGUCAUAAUGUUAAAGUUCCUCCGUAUAAGAAAGUGAUUAAAUUUAGAUGUUUUUAAAGUGAUUGAAAAUUAAAUUACGUAUCUUGGUUGGUAACCAGAUGAAAACAGUAUGUUGUAUAAGGUUGAACAAAUUUAUAAUAAUUAAGUAAUCAAACAGAUUAACUCUAUAAUCAUUCAUUGCAUCUAGAUAUCUUGUAAUUUUUCCAAUGGAUACCUCAUGUACGUUCAUUAUAAAAUAUUUAAAUUACUUUUUAAUUAAGAAAAAUUAUUAAAACUUUUAUCUGCGGAGGCAAAACUGUCCUGUGAUUAAACGUAUAAUAAUCUUACAAAUUGUUAAUAAUUAAAGAAAUAUAAGUAUUUUUAACGA
Molecule: messenger RNA, 9121 nt
Organism: Cotesia glomerata
Lineage: Eukaryota; Metazoa; Arthropoda; Insecta; Hymenoptera; Braconidae
Gene: Dlg5
Product: disks large homolog 5
Exons: 11
Coding region: 241-5955 (1904 amino acids)
Molecular function (GO): protein binding
Source: RefSeq, a predicted model, not a curated record